GUCAUUCCUGGCCAUGGCAGACGUGGAUCGUAGCCGUUCUCUUUGUGCUGAUUUGUGGGUGUGGGCAACUUCUCUGCUGCUUCGGCUGCCUUAGAAACGGCUGGGAGCGGGGCGACUUCCAGACCUUGGGCCCGUACACGCCCAUCUCGCAGACGGAGUUUCAGGCAGAUGGCUGGGCGGAGUCCAACGGUGUGAAACCGGAUCAU
Molecule: messenger RNA, 206 nt
Organism: Symbiodinium necroappetens
Lineage: Eukaryota; Dinophyceae; Suessiales; Symbiodiniaceae
Source: the annotation of a GenBank genome assembly